UACCCAGUUUUCUGAUUUUCUGCUUGUAUUUUCAUGCAUGUGUCACACUUCUUCAAAACAUGCCGCACAUGGCAUGCCAGCCACAAAAACCUCCAUUUGUUUAUGCUGCUUAAAAACCCUAGACAGCCAAGAUAAUAUGCUAAAAAUGUAUCCUACACACUCUGCGUUGUGGCAUGAUAAUUACUAGAAAAUGUUCUCGAGGAUGUCGACAGCUCAUGCGUUACAUCCCAUAAAUGUAAAAAUAAAAUAAGGUUCCUCCACGCUAGGACUCUCUAGAGAUAUGAAACUAUUGUUAGCUAUAUAUAUAGGAUUCUAAGAAAAAAAAGGUCAGUCCUCAAACAGGAUUCCUCGCGUCGUUGCGUGCAUUCAGUUGCAUUUACAACUUCGGAGACGCCGCACACAGUCUCUUGUUACGGAUUGUACGAAGAUAUUCGAAAUGAAGUUGACAAACACACCGGAAUGGGUUAAUAAACAGCUCUUUACGGGCUUACUCAAUCAUAAUUAUAAUGAUUUUGAAACAAUUAAAGAAUUUGUAUGUACUGCAGCGAUCAGUGGAGGCGAAAAUUAUCUGACUAUUGUGCUGCGCAUUGAAAUUGAAAUGCAAAUGAAAGAUAAGAGUAACAAAGAGAUUAGUUACAUAUUGAAAAUUCCACUGGUAAACGAUCGUGGAGAUGAGCACGAUUUUCACGAUCUGUUUGUCACGGAAGCUGAUAUGUACGAUCGUCUAGUGCCCGAGCUGGAGAAACUAUAUGAGAAACACGCCUCGAUCCCGGUGAAAUUUAAGCCCAGACACCUCAAGUUCCCAGAGAAUCCACCCAGUUGCGAUUACAUAUUGAUGGAGGACAAGGGUUAUAGGAAUUUGGAGCGUAUGUUUGGUCUGGGACAAACAGAAAUGAAAGCCGUACUCAAAAAACUGGCUCAAUGGCAUGCUGCCUCUGCUCGCAGAGUUUCAGAUAAGGGAGACUAUCAGAAGAGUUACAUCUACCCGGAGCACUUCAAAUGGAUCGAACAAUCGAAUAUCAAGUCUAACGUGCCCUUCUUAGAAUGUUUGCAGCACUAUGAACUCGAUCCGGGCCAGCAGCUAUUAAUUAGCAACUACACCUCUCGCAUGACAGAGUUGUAUAUGGAUUUUGGUCGUAUAUCUCCAACAGAUUUUUCUGUACUCAAUCACGGAGAUUUUUGGUGUAACAAUUUUCUUUUGAAAGUGAAUGACGGAGAGAUUGAAGAUGUGUGUUUUGUGGACUUCCAACUUCCCAAGUAUGGAACUCCGGCUCAAGAUUUAUUCAGUUUGCUAAUGACAGCACCAAACAUAUAUAUCAAACUGGAGCAAUUCGAUAAUUUUAUAGAGUAUUAUCACAAAGAACUCGUCAAUCAUUUAAAAUUACUCAAAUAUGAGUGCAAAAUACCAACACUAUCAGAACUGCACACAAAUCUUCACAAAAAUGGUCUCUGGGCAUUUGUAUGGGCCCAGAGAAUGCUGCCCUUGUCGCUUUACCCAGCUAGCUCCGAUUCCAAUAUAGAAAACUUCAUGGGCGACUCGGAUGCUGCGAUGCAAUUUCAGCGCAAUAUACUUCUCAAUCCCAGUUAUGUUAAACAGAUGAAACUAAUAUUACCUUGGCUCAUUGAAAGAGGCUACAUUAACUGAACAAGCGUCACAAACUACAAUUAUACAUACAUAGACAAUAUUAUUCGCACAAUCUAUUAAUCAAAAUAUA
Molecule: messenger RNA, 1715 nt
Organism: Drosophila sulfurigaster albostrigata
Lineage: Eukaryota; Metazoa; Arthropoda; Insecta; Diptera; Drosophilidae
Exons: 4
Coding region: 437-1645 (402 amino acids)
Source: RefSeq, a predicted model, not a curated record